UUACCUUUCCGCUCCAAGAGUGUUUUUCUUGGUGGCAUUUUAGGUGAAGGCUGUUUUAAAGGAAGAGUCAGAGUUCUUAGGUUGUCACAGCCAGUGUGGCUGCUUUAGCAGAAGACAGGGUUAUAACCAGAGACCCUCUUUCUUAAGGCCUGAGUUCUGAAGAGCACAUUUUAAAGUCGCUGCCUGACUUGGCCGCCUGCGGGCCCUGACCGUCUGGGGUGGGGCUUUCUCGGAAGAGCCUUGGGGCUCACUUCCCUUGGCGACACUGGAAGGAGCCCGGGCGCCAGGGUCUGAGCCCCGUGCAGCGCUGCACUGCCUGCGCCCGCGUCGCCUUCUGCCUCCAGCACUCGGUUUGCUGAGCUGGGCAGGAUCCCCUCUGGCCAGCUCAACAGGAGGGAGGGGACCGGUUGCUUCUCUGCCAUCUCCCAGCCUCUUGGGCCCCUAACCGGGAGGGCCGUCCGGGCCCGCAGACUCGCUUCCCUUCGUUCACCCUUCUCGUGCCUUCCGAGUGGGUCCGUCGGAAGGCUUGGAGGGUGGACUCAGAAGCCAGAGACCUUGGAUCAGCCCCGGUCCUCCCACUUGCCGGCGUGUCCCCUGGCCAGUCACCCAACCUCUCCGCGCCUCCACUGCCUGGCCUGUGACAUGUGGCACUGGGGAGUCACCCCUCGUACCGUCUCCCGACGGACGGCUCGGUGAGAGACACCCUGGCAUGCAGGCAGGGCUCAGCUAGGAGGCUCCAGCUUCUGUUUCAAGAGCUUCUAUUUUCGGGCGCAGUCCUCAGCCUGUUCUCUGACGAUUGCUCCGGUAUCAGAGCGAGCACAUCUCAGACCUUUUUGGAAACGCCAGCUGCACGGGAGAAGAGCUGGCGCUUGUAUGUGUGGUCGGGAACGGGCUUGCGACACCCCCUGCCAAACGGACAGGCCCCUCUGCCCUCCUGACCCGGCCGCGCGGGCCUCCACUCCGGGGCACUGUGGCCUGGCGGGGUGGGCCUGCCCGCAGCGCAGGCUUGUCUGCGGCCUGUCCUGUGUCCUCGGCUCUGCGUCAUGAAGCGCUGACAGCAUCGCUGUGUUUCACCAGCUCGGUGAGCGGAGCAGCUGGGCCGAACCGAGCGACGGAGGCCCAGAGGGAAGGACCCGGGACACGGGCCGGGCGUGAGCUGCGAGUCUGAGCGGUCAUGGCUUCCGGCUUCUCGGACCCGCGGCGCCGGCAGAGGACAUGACCGUCUGCGACCCCGCCCCAGACCUGCUGCAGAGGCCGAAGCUCGGCGGGGCCCCAGCCUGCCCGGCGCAGGGACGCUGCUUCCGUCUUUGAAGGGCUCGGCGUCUGGGGCGACGGAGCCCAAGAUGGCGACCUCGUCCAUCAGGCGGCAGAUGAAGAACAUCGUCAACAACUACUCGGAGGCCGAGGUCAAGGUCCGGGAGGCCACCUCCAACGACCCGUGGGGCCCGUCCAGCUCCCUGAUGACGGAGAUCGCGGACCUGACCUACAACGUGGUGGCCUUCUCGGAGAUCAUGAGCAUGGCGUGGCGGCGGCUCAACGACCACGGCAAGAACUGGCGGCACGUGUACAAGGCGCUCACGCUGCUCGACUACCUCAUCAAGACGGGCUCCGAGCGCGUGGCCCAGCAGUGCCGCGAGAACGUCUUCGCCAUCCAGACGCUGAAGGACUUCCAGUACGUGGACCGCGACGGCAAGGACCAGGGCGUCAACGUGCGCGAGAAGGCCAAGCAGCUGGUGGCCCUGCUCAGGGACGAGGAGCGGCUCAAGGCCGAGCGGGCGCAGGCGCUCAAGACCAAGGAGCGCAUGGCGCAGGUGGCCACCGGCAUGGGCAGCCACCAGGUCGCCUUCGGCCGGGGCUCCAGCCAGCCCAACCUCUCCACCAGCUACUCGGAGCAGGAGUACGGCAAGGCCGGGGGGUCGCCGGCCUCCUACCACGGCUCCACCUCCCCGCGGGUGUCCUCGGAGCUGGAGCAGGCACGACCGCAGACGAGUGGCGAGGAGGAGCUGCAGCUGCAGCUGGCGCUGGCCAUGAGCAGAGAGGUGGCUGAGCAGGAAGAGCGCCUCAGGCGGGGCGAUGACCUCAGGUUGCAGAUGGCCCUGGAAGAAAGCCGCAGAGACACAGUGAAAGGCCCAGCAAAGAAAGAGCACGGCUGCCACCCGCCGCAGACCACGCUGCUGGACCUGAUGGAUGCCCUGCCUGGCUCGGGCCCUGCUGCCCAGAAAGCAGAGCCCUGGGGCCCGUCCACCUCAGCCGGCCAGACCAACCCCUGGGGCGGGCCGGCAGCCCAGGCCAGCGCUUCGGACCCCUGGCCAGCAUUCGGUGCCAAGCCAGCUGCCUCUGUUGACCCAUGGGGGGUGCCCACUGGAGCCAGCACACACUCCGUCUCCAAGGGCUCAGACCCCUGGGCCGCCCCGCAGCAGCCCGCCCCCACUGCCGGCAAAGCCACUGACGCCUGGGCUGUGGCCUCGGCCGCCAGGCCCACCUCCGCCUCCGGUGAGACCCCUUCUGCUCCUUGGCUUGGUCUGGGGUGGGACGGGAGGAGCAGGGGCAGGCACGCACCCGCCCUGCAUGGGGAGGCCCGGCCCCUCCUGGUGCCCCCCGCCCUGCUGCCCUGGGAGAGAUGCCAGCCCACCUUUGGAGCAAAGGCUCAUGUCCCCGCAGUCACUGCCGCUCUCUCUCCAGGGGCCUUUGAUCUCUUCAGUAAUUUGAACGGCACCGCUAAGGAUGACUUUUCUGAAUUUGACAGCCUCCGAACUGCGCAGAAGACGGCCAAGGCGGCCUCUCCACCAGCCCAGAGCAGUGGGACCGCCAGCCCAGACGCCCUGGAGUCUCAGCCCCUGACCGUCACCUCAAGCAAGCCCAGCAGCGCCCGGAAAACGCCCGAGUCCUUUCUGGGCCCCAACGCAGCCCUGGUGAACCUGGACUCGCUGGUGACCAGGCCAGCCCCGCCGGCACAGUCCCUCAACCCUUUCCUGGCACCAGGUGCCGCGGCGGCCUCGGCCCCGGUCAACCCCUUCCAGGUGAACCAGCCGCAGCCGCUGACGCUGAACCAGCUGCGGGGGAGCCCGAUUCUGGGGAGCAGUGCGUCCUUCGGGCCUGGCCCUGGGGUGGAGCCCGUCGCCGUGGCCUCUGUGCCCUCCGCAGCCUCACACCCAGCUCUGGGGCCCAGCGGUCCUUCCCUGACCCCCCUGGGCCCCGCCGCCGUGGGCAUGGUGGGCACCAUGGCCGUCCCCCCGUCAGCAGCGCAGGCCACCGGCACAACCAACCCGUUCCUGCUCUAGUGCUCGGCCCGGCCCCCGUCGUGGGGUCCCAGAGUUGGGGGGUGGGUGUUAGGGCUUCCCUGUCCAGCUUCCUGAUCAAAGGCUGUCCUUGCAGCCCUGGCCCUCCGUCUGGGGGUGGCGGGCCCACGAGGUGUCACCUAGCCCACGGGCUCCGAGCCUGUCCGGCCGCCCUGGCCGCCACCCCGGUGCAACUCCGGCCCCUGCGGAGACCCACGGGCUCCCUGGGGCCCCGGACAGGGAGGCGGCGGUGCGCGUGCUGGCCCAGCCUCAGCCCAGGGCCUCUGGGACCCCACUUGCCCAGGACUCGGCCCCCCAGCCCAGCCCUCGGGACACCCCGGCGCCGGGUGCGGCCGGGACGGGGUGCCGGCUCCUCAGACCCUGACCCUUCGGGGCGGCGCUUGUGCAUCACGUCCUUUUCUUUGACUCGUGUGUGAGUCCGACGCACUCGCCGCCACCGCGGAAGAGCUCGAAUGAAGUCCACUAGCGCGCGCUUUAGACUAACCUGAGCGUAACCCCGCCCCGUGCUCCGUGCUUGUACACGCCUGCGCACACUGGGUUCAGUGCCGUUUCACAUUUGAGUUUGCAGAAUUAUCGAAUAGUCUUUUUUUGGCUAAUAUUUUUAUAACGUGGUUCUUAUUUAACUGUCUAGUUUGGAUAGGACUUACCAGGUCUGGCUGAACUAAGACAUUGGCGGUGUCCUGCAAGUGGUCUAAAGCUCUUAUUUAUGGUUUUAACUCUGUAAGAAAAUCUAAAUAGGAAGAGACGGAAAAUGCCUUAUGGAAAAACUAAAGCAAAUUCUUUAUAGGGAAAAAUACGGGAAUUUGAUUACACGUAAAGGGUGUUUAUUUUAAAGACACAAACUACCCCAGUACCGAGAGCUCCUGGCCUCGCGGUGCCUCUUCCUCCCGCUCCCUGUGCUGAGAAUCACCAAACCAAGGGACUCGCAGCCUUUGGGGUUGGGUCCUGCGCACGAGGCUGGUUUUCACACUCCUAGACCAACAUCAAGAAAUUGAAGACCCAACCCGGCGUGUGGACGUGACGCACCGGGUUUGGCCUGUCAGCUCGCUCUGUGUCGGGACCGAAGGCCUGCGCGCGGCCAGCGGGGCCUGGGACGGGCGAGACGUCUGGAGCCCCGUGUCCGUGUCCUCCUCUGUCCUGGCCACGCUCCGGGUAGGGGUGGGGACAGUGUGGGGACGGCAUGACCAGGAGGGAGGGGACAGCCCUGGGCUGAGGGCGCGAGGGGCCAGGGCUGGCCGCAGCCCACCUGCCUGCCAACUCCCGACACGCGGCGCCGUAGCCGUGGUCUCCUCUGACGUCGGGGAGGAAGAGACGCCGCACCUCCCGCAGGAGCCACGCGUCACAGACGGGCCCUAAUCGUACCUCCCUCCCCUGCUCUCCUCGCCCCCCGCCUCUGCAAAAGAGUAUUAAGUCACAAACUAAAAACCAGAGAAGGCGUGCUUCUCCCCAGAGAAGGGACGUGCCCCUCCCCAAAUCCUGGGUCUGGGCACCUGGCCUGGUGGGCGUCUCCCCUCUGACACCAAGGGCAGCUGAGCCCUGGGGCCCCUCGGCCCCUCUCUCUGGUUCCAGGUCUGACCCUGAGCCCUGGCACAGGCCCCUAGAAACGCCGAGGAUGCCUGGGAACUGCCCCGGCUGCUACCCGGCCCAGCCUCGGCCCUGCCUGCGCGGGGGCCUGGGGCUGGACAGGGGGCUGCACCUACUCCCGCGGCUCUGGCCCUCCGCAGCGGCCGGGGGAGGACACUCCCAGGGAGGCGCCGGGACCGCGCUCCUGGCAGUGACUCCUAAGAGUCAUGAGCCCGUCCUGACCCGACCUUUCAGUGACUUACAGCCACUGGGCCACCAAGGUCCAAGCAGGCGCCCCCAGCCCCGGUCUCAGGCCCGUCCCCAGGCGCCAUGUCCCUGUCACCCAUUGCACUGAUCAUGAAGCCACUGGCACUGCCACGCACGUGGGACACGUGCCAUCAAGGCCCCUCCUGCCGGGCACCGUGGUAGGGGUGUCAGCCAGCUGUUUUCUCAGUCCCGGGGCAGGUGGCUGGUUUCGAGCUUGUGUUGACUCUUGAUACUUAUUUACUGUAGAAAUAUAAUUUAUCAUUUGUAUCACGA
Molecule: messenger RNA, 5402 nt
Organism: Sus scrofa (pig)
Lineage: Eukaryota; Metazoa; Chordata; Mammalia; Artiodactyla; Suidae
Source: RefSeq, a predicted model, not a curated record